Molecule: messenger RNA, 1579 nt
Organism: Phaeodactylum tricornutum CCAP 1055/1
Lineage: Eukaryota; Bacillariophyta; Bacillariophyceae; Surirellales; Neidiaceae
Exons: 1
Coding region: 481-1482 (333 amino acids)
Source: RefSeq, a predicted model, not a curated record
AAUUUAUAGACAGGAAAAUAUCAAAGCCUACACAGAAAAAUAAUUAUACUAAUCAAAAGAUUUCAGAGGACUGUGAAAAAGCGCACGCCGGUCACAACAUCCGCAAAACAUCCUCCGAACCUCAAAGCAUGUGCUUUGCUAUUUGAGGAUCCACUCGGUGGACAUUCCCUAUCCGUAUUUCAAAUUUUGUCGGAGGCCAUGAUUCGCGGUCUAGAAGCAUAGAAUAUUUUACCGCUCAAGAUAGCAGAUUCUCUUUGUUCGAUGAGGAGAUGCUCAAGAAUUUAUUGACGAAUCCGGGUGUGGCUAUCGACAGAACCAUUCCACAAAAAAGAGUGUCAGAAUGAUGCGUCCUCAUUUCCUAACGACAAAUGGCCAACUCAUGUUCUCCCUCACAAAUAAAACAGGUUGCCAUUUUUCACGAAGCCACAGUCGGUGCAUUAUCCUCCCAAUUCGAUCUCUUCCCCGCAAUAGUAAACAAGCAUGAACUGUUCCGACCAAGACAUCCUUUUGCGACGCGGAGGGGUCGUCUCGCAACGGCCUGCCAACAAAGAGUACCACGAAAUUCUUAAGUCCAACGUCAUGAUGUACAAAGGCCUUCCCAAAGAAGGACGUGCACAAUUUGCCACCAACAUCUUUCGCUUCAUCCAUGACGUGGUUGGUCGCAGAUUCGUACAAUUUGACCACGAAACGGGGUCCUAUCAGGAGUUGCAGGAGACGGAGGCCAGUGUCAAAAUUUCCGCUGCAAUCCGCGAUGAUAAGAUCUCUAGGGCUGCGAACAAGUCCAAUCCACGGUGGAUCUUAGGUGUCCAUGAUCCUACGGGGACACAUAACGGCCAGCCAUUCGUCCACCGUAUUGAAGCCAACAAUACCUGGCGCCGGCUUUCGUCCAAUGAAACCGAUCAAGUUCUCAUCACAGAAGGAUUUCAGAAUCUUUUGAUUCUUCCGGAAGGUGUAAAAUUGCCUCCUUCUUUGGAGACGCGAUCAAGUGACUAUGCUAGCGCGGUCUCGGCCAGCGUUGUCAACCCCUUCACGAACGACGAUUGUUUUUUUAUUCCCAAAGACCGUCCCAGUCGGCGGUCUCCUAUGUGUACCGUAUCACAGCAAGUUGCCUUGGAACUUGGCUUCCAAGAUGCGGAGUCCUUCCAGCGAGCCUUAUCACUGCUAAUGGGGAAUCAGCAGCAGGCGAAAGCAUUUAUGCGGUCAAGAUCCAAAGUCACGCACCCGGUACCGACUGUCCCAUCGUAUGUUGAAUUCAUCUCGGACGCGGAUUCUUCAAUGACUGAAGACUCGGAUGCAGCUUCCACUUCGAUAGAGCCUCAUCCGUGGAAAAGGACUAGAAUCUGCAGUGUUGAUGAUUUGGACCUCAACAAAGUGCACGCGCUGGCGGGACAAGCGUUGGCACCGUCUGAUGAAUCCAGCUUGCGAGAUUUUUUAUUAAUCGACGCCAUUGAGCUUGACCUGCUCCAAACGUUUGAGGUGUGAUGAGGAUUUUCUGAAAAUCGAAGAUGUUGAGCUUGAUCUUGUCCAAACGUUGAUGAGGGUAGUUUCAUUGGAUUUAAUGAAUUUUUACAAUAACAUU